Callorhinus ursinus (northern fur seal) is the source of this 3683-nucleotide messenger RNA. The record is from RefSeq and is a predicted model, not a curated record. Lineage: Eukaryota; Metazoa; Chordata; Mammalia; Carnivora; Otariidae.
UGGCCUGCACCCUGCCCAGCGCGGUCUGAGCCUCGGACAUGCACCAUCUCUGGCCAGGGGCAGCAUGGCUCUGCGCACAUGUCUUCAUUUAUACGGGCGAGUUCACACCCGUGGCUCAUUCCACGGCUCAGUUUGGUGGUCUGUGUUCCCGGGGCUCGACCGAUGGGAAGCGUCUGCCACAUCUGGACGAGCCCCGCCCGGGCCGAAGCGUGCGGAGGAUGGAAACCCUCCCCCGGCAAUGUCUCUGGGCCGUCUCCUUCGCCGGGCCUCCUCCAAAGCCUCAGACCUCCUGACCCUCACCCCGGGCAGUGGUGGCGGGCCCCCCUCCGUCCUGGAGGGGGAGAUCAUCUACUCCAAGAACAAUGUCUGUGUGCACCCACCAGAGGGGCUGCAGGGGCUGGGGGAGCACCACCCAGGCUAUCUGUGCUUGUACAUGGAGAAGGAUGAGCUGCUCGGGAGCACCCUCAUCCUCGCGUGGGUCCCCAACUCUCGCAUCCAGAAGCAGGACGAGGAGGCGCUGCGCUACAUCACCCCUGAGAGCUCCCCGGUGCGCAAGGCGCCCCGCCCGCGGGGCCGGCGCGCCCAGAGCUUGGGGACGCCCCACCAGCCCUCCCCUACGGAGCCCAGGCCCGCCCUGACCCCCAGAGACGAGGAUGCCCUGGUGGUGGUGCAGAGCAUCCAGGACGCCGUGCGCGUCAGCCCUUCACCCCCUUCCGAGGACGGGGAGAAGCUGGCCCAGGGCUUGGGGAUGGCCCCGCCGGCGCCAGCCCACAGCGACUCCGGGAUCCUGUCGGGGGUCAGCUCGCAGGACGGGCCGGAGGAGGGGCGGGAGCCCCGGCCCGAGGCCGGCGAGGAGGAGGGUUCCCUUGAGCUGUCGGCGGACGGUGUGAGCAGGGACAGCUCCUUUGACUCGGAUUCCGACGCCUUCUCUUCGCCAUUCUGCCUCUCGCCCAUCAGCGCCGCCCUUGUGGACAGUGGCAGCUCCGUGUUCCUGGACAGCGAGAGCGGCUCCCCGUCCAGUGCCGAUGCCCACCUGCGGUUCCCGGACGGCACCGGCCUCCUGCAGACCCCGCGCUGGGACGAGCCGCAGAGGGCCUGUGCCCUGGAGCAGAUCUGCGGCGUGUUCCGUGUGGACCUGGGGCAGAUGCGCUCCCUCCGCCUCUUCUUCAGUGAUGAGGCCUGCACCAGCGGCCAGAUGGUCCUCGCCAGCCGCGAGAGCCAGUUCAAGGUUUUCCAUUUCCACCACGGCGGCCUGGACAAGCUGUCCGACGUGUUUCAGCGCUGGAAAUACUGCGUGGAGACUCACCUCAAGGACCAGCAGGUCACUGACGAAAAGACGUGCAUGCAGUUCUCCAUCCGACGCCCCAAACUGCCCUCCUCCGAGACGCACCCUGAGGAGAGCAUGUACAAGAGGCUGGACGUGGCGGCCUGGCUGCGCCACCUGAACGAGCUGGGCCAGGUAGAGGAGGGGUACAAACUGCGCAAGGCCAUUUUCUUCGGCGGCAUUGAUGUGUCAAUCCGGGGGGAGGUCUGGCCCUUCCUGCUGCGGUAUUACAGCCAUGAGUCCACGUCGCAGGAGAGGGAGGCACUGCGGGCGCGGAAGCGCCGGGAAUACGCCGAGAUCCAGCAGAAGAGGCUCUCCAUGACCCCUGAAGAGCACAGAGCGUUCUGGCGCAACGUGCAGUUCACCGUGGACAAGGAUGUGGUUCGGACGGAUCGGAGCAACCAGUUCUUCCGAGGUGAAGACAAUCCGAAUGUGGAGAGCAUGAGGAGGAUCCUGCUGAACUAUGCCGUAUACAACCCAGCCAUCGGCUACUUUCAGGGCAUGUCAGACCUUGUGGCACCCAUCCUGGCCGAGGUCCUGGACGAAUCAGACACCUUCUGGUGCUUUGUGGGUUUGAUGCAGAACACGAUAUUCGUCAGCUCUCCUCGAGACGAGGACAUGGAGAAACAGCUGCUCUACCUGCGGGAGCUGCUGCGGCUGACGCACCUUCGCUUCUACCAGCACCUGGUCUCGCUGGGUGAGGACGGCCUGCAGAUGCUCUUUUGCCACCGUUGGCUGCUGCUGUGUUUCAAGCGCGAGUUCCCCGAGGCCGAGGCGCUGCGCAUCUGGGAGGCCUGCUGGGCCCACUACCAGACGGAUUACUUCCACCUUUUCAUCUGCGUGGCCAUCGUGGCCAUCUACGGGGAUGAUGUCAUUGAGCAGCAGCUGGCCACCGACCAGAUGCUCCUGCACUUUGGAAACCUGGCCAUGCACAUGAACGGGGAGCUCGUUCUCAGGAAGGCCCGCAGCCUGCUGCACCAGUUCCGUCUCCUGCCCCGCAUCCCCUGCAGCCUGCACGACCUGUGUAAGCUGUGUGGGACCGGCAUGUGGGACAGCGGAUACAUGCCCGCUGUGGAAUGCACGGGCCACCACCCGGGCUCGGAGAGCUGUCCCUACGGGGGCACGGUGGAGACGCCUUCGCCCAAGCCCCCCAGAGACGGCAAGAAGGGCCCAAAGGUGCCUCGGGAAGGCUUCGGUUUCCGCAGAUAGGUGGGGCUCCCUGCACUGGACGAAGCUGGAGGGGACCUCCGCAGUGGUCCUGGGCACGUGGGAGGGGACGGGGGAUGGUAGAGAAACAUAAGGAAAAAGACUUGGGGCGACAGGAAGGGAACAUUUUCAUAUUAAUGACGUAAGCAGAGUCUCGAAGUGACUGAAGUAAGGCCCACCAGCUACCCAGAGAAAAGUCACCUCCCAGAACAGUGGGGCCGGAGCGCGCGGCCCUCCGGCCUGGAGAGGCAGGCUGGCUGGCUUCUUGGGCUGCCUGCCCGUGGUGGGUCUCGGCGUGCCUCAGGGACUCCGCCGCGGCAUCAGCACCGGGCGGCACUGCCAGGCAGCGAGAAAGGCCUGCUCCCGCUGCAGCACAGGGACUGCAGAGCAGAAGGGGGCCCCAUCCAGGCCAGGGACAUCUUUGCAAGCUGGACACGCCUCCUUAUCAGGCCCCGUUUUCUGAGCGGGCCAGUCUCAACUUUGCACAGUUUCAUGAAGAUGUCUGCAAAAAAAAGAAAAAGAAAAAUCCCGGUGACUUCACGAUAGACAGGUGUAGGAGCAGCCUGAGGGUCUGAGAGGCUGGGGGCUCUUCAGUGUCCGUUUACACAUUUUAUACUCCUGGUAUGUGAAAGAACCUGCCUGCCGCUGAGCCCGAGCCUCAGGCUGUUGGGGGUUGUUGGACCCCUCUCCCGUAGUUGCGGGGGAUGGUUCUCCCUGAGGAUCUCUGUUUAAGGUCAAGCUCACCCAACACAGCAGUCUGCUGGGGGCCGCGUGGGUUGGGCUGUGUGGGCGCCGACGAAAUCUCCUCUGUCUGAGGGAAGUGGGACUGCAUUAGCUGAGCACCCGAGACAGAAGCAUCCAAGAGGCCUGGAAGGACCCCCGCUUCCCUGCAGGGCCUGCACCGUGUGACCGGGGGCCUUCUCAGGUAGCAUGGCGCAGCGGCGACCCCAUAAUGUAGCCAGCACUCAGGACACCGCUCCCACCUCCAGAAGAUUCCUGUCGGGGGAUCCUUCUGGGAUUUAGGGAGACGGACAGAGGAGGGCGUGGGAGCUCCCGACCAGCUGGAAAGCAUCCAGCCAUCUGCACAGAAAGCCACUUCUUGAGCUGGUGGGCUCACAAAGGCUUGAAUCCUUCCCCGAAGCCUCCUGCAGCA